GCGCCGUUCGCCAGUUGCGUUCAGACGUUCACAACGUCACGUUCGUCUCUUUUCUCUCUCGUCGAUGCAAUCGCCGUGUUACUUCGUCGCGGUCUUCGAUGCCACGUGACUAUCGUUUUCGUUACGCGCACUUUUAAAUCGCAAAAAUUCGUACCAUCAGGACUGUCUUAUUUUUUUGUUAUUAUUGUACUUAUCGUUAUUGUUAUUGUUGCUGAUUAUCGUUCUCUUUACUUUUCUUUAUAUAUCGUUCUUCUUAUUUUGCAGAAACAUUUGCGAAGGACAUUUACAAGAUAAGUAUUUAUGAACUAAAGGAAAGAAAAGAAAAUCAAGUAAGAAUUAGAAACAAUAGAGGGAAGAAAGAGAGGAUUUUUCACUUUUCUUUUCGAAACCAUAAUUGACUUUUCGGAAAUCCAUAAUUAUGAGGUAUCACGUUGAAAGACACUCGAACGUUUUCAAUAUCCAAAAGAAAAUUAUGAUUAUUUGUUUACUUUAAAGACACGUCCGGUGUGAUAUACCGGUGUGAUAAAUCGUGGCCCUGGCGAAUAGUGUGGCAUGUGACCGUAUGUGAGACAAUGUGGUGGGUGGGUGGAUCCUGCGAUCUCCAGAGAUGCAAGUUCCUUGUUCUCCUGAUCCUGAUAGGCUGCAGCGAGGCAUAUCUCAAUAUUUUCAUCAGCCAAUCGCAAGUUAUGAAACUUUUAGGACUCGAGGCGGAAUUGUACUACGUCAGAGAGGGGGUGGUCAACGCGUACGCCAUGAAUUUUGUCGUUCCGGUGCCAGCGAAUAUAGCAGAUCUUGAAUUUUCCUGGCAGAGUCUAGCCGGUCACCCGUUACCAUAUUCUAUGGAGUUGGAUUACGAUGUAGUGAGAGUGGCGGGUGCAGCUUCAGGCAUGAUGGCUUUACUGUCUCCGAGGGUGAACGUGUCGGCCAAAGGCGAGGUCCCCGUCGUCCUGCAAGUCUUCAGGAUCAGACUGCCUUGUUCCGGUCUCGUUAGCGCCGAAAUUCCUUUGGCCCUCAGGCUGAACGUCACCGCACCUCCUGGGACCAAGUAUAACGACACCAUACUGGUUUUCAAGAGGAACAAAAUCUGCUUGAAGGGAGUCGAAACACCCCCUCGUAACGAGUCGGUACGUUUGGAGCCUGGUCCUUUGGUGAAUGGUGCUGGUGCGCUCUAUGUUGCUGCCACUUGUGCCUGUGCUUUGAUACUAGUCGUUGGCAGUGUCGCCAGUGCUUUGUACAUUCGCAAUAGCAAGGCACGAGUUCAGGAAUCUCACUAUUCGGCAGCUGACACUGACGGACUUGCCAGAAGUUCGGUACUGGUCAGAGUCGACCCACGACCCGGAAGCGCGAAUUCCGGAAGUUACGCGACCAUCGCCGACCUGGAACCGCUUUAUGCGAGACCUUGUGGAUCUAGAGCAAGUUACUAUGCUGCCAGUCAUGUCACGCAUCUCAGUCAGUCAACUGACCCCUGUGAAAAGGCAAGAGCGCUUUCAGUACCUAGAUCGGCACUUUACUGUCGUAAUCUCGUACAGGAGGGAACCUUCGGACGUGUAUACAGAGGAACUUUGGAUAUGGGUGGUCGAGAGCAAGAAGUUAUCAUCAAAACGGUGACAGAGGUAGCAUCUGCUUAUCAGGCAUCGUUGCUCGUUGUGGAGGGUUCGCAAUUAGCCGGUUUGGUACAUGCAAAUAUAGCCUCCUUGGCAGCAGCUUGCCUUGACAGUUCUUGCCCAUUGUUAGCGUACACAAGUACGCAGGGAGAAUUAAAUCUGAAACUCUACCUUACCGAUGGGAGUCACCAUCCCGUGACCAGGGAUCUGGUGAACGUUGGUGCUCAGGUUGCCAGAGCCGGAGCUUUUCUGCAUGGUCGCGGACUCUUACAUAGGGAUAUUGCUGCCAGAAAUUGUCUGAUAGAACCUAACAGCCUUCGUGUUAGAUUAGCCGAUGCUGCCUUGGCUCGAGAUCUCUUUCCUCAGGAUUAUCAUUGUCUUGGGGACAAUGAAAAUAGACCGAUACGUUGGAUGGCUUUGGAAAGUCUUCAACACAAUCAAUAUAGCACUGCGACGGACGUGUGGUCCUUCGGCGUAUUCCUCUGGGAAUUAGCAACAUUGGGUCAACAACCAUACGUUGAAGUUGAUCCAUUCGAAAUGAUGGUCUGUCUUCGAGAUGGAUAUCGAUUGGCACAACCAAGACCUUGUCCCGAUGAGCUCUUCGCCGUUAUGGCCGUCUGUUGGCUUGGCCUUUCGAGGGAUCGACCAACGAUGCCACAACUUCUCGCCUACUUGCAGGACUUUCACGACGCUCUCGGUGGUUUCAUAUAAAUCUACAAUCACGGAUUAGAAGAGUGUUCAUUGAAAGGAAACAAACGAUGUUCAAAUAUGAAGCGUUCUAAUACGAAUCAAAGACUAAUUUCGAUAAUCAAAUGAAACAUUCCGAAAUCAAAUCACAUGGAAUUGAAUUUGCACUGCCAAGUUUGCGAAACAAUGGUAAUACCCUUUUGAUAUUCGUGAUAUUUCGCUUAUAACACACCAUAAGAAUUUCUUUUCUCUCUCUCUCUCUCUCUCUUUCUCUCUUUCUUUCUCUUCUCUCUCUAUCUCUCUCUCUCUCUCUCUCUCUCUCUCUCUCUCUCUCUCUCGUUUUCUCUUUCUUUCACGAUUUAUAUCUAGUCUAGGUAACCGCACGACGAAUCCUCGCGAAUCCGAUCUCGCGAUCGAAGUACAUACAUGUGUGUACGUCCGUCCAUGGUUUUCAAAGGUCUUGUGAGAGGAAGAAAGGUAAAAAGAGAAAGGAGAAUUGCGCCUGUCGCUAGGCAAUACGUCGUCUUCCGAAGUAAGACGAGUCAAACGACGAAACGAACGAUCAAAAUCGGACGAUCGAUGAUGAUGAUUCAUCGGAAUGAAUUACGUUUUUCGAAAUAUAACAGUCGAAGUAAAAAGGAAUGAAAAUAAAAUGAGUUCUCAAAUGAGAAAGAAAGAUGAAUUAUAAUCGACGAAUAAGAAUUAAAAUGACGAUUAUCACGGGAUAAGACGGAUGAAAAAUAGGAAAAUAGUAUUACGGAAUUUGUAAUCACGUAAGAUAAGAAAGGAGGAUAGGAAGAAGAGAGAGAGAGAGAGAGAGAGAGAGAGAGAGAGAGAAAAGACUUAAGCGAGUCAAUGGACAAAAACGGCAAUUAUGAAAUUAUGGCCUUUGCUAAUUAAGACGACGACAUAGAUAGAUAUAUGUAGAGAGAGAGAGGGAGAGAGAGUGAGAGUGAAAAAGAGAGAGAGAAAGAGAGUGGGGGGGGAGAGAGAUGAAACCUUUUCUCGUUGAUCUUGGCAAAUGGUAGGCUUAGAAAACAUCUAUUUCUUUCUUUCUCUCAUUCCGUAAUUAUAAAGAUUCUUUGCGGAAGAUCGAAUCGGUAAAUGCGCGUAUGCACGUGUAGUCGUUCGAUUAUUAUUCAUUAACGAUUACGAUUGCGAAGUCUCGAAUUAUCGUCAGCUCCGAGGACAGACAGAGAGAGAGAGAGAGAGAGAGAGAGAGAGAGAGAGAGAGAGAGAGAGAGAGAGAAAGAGAGAGGAGAGAGAGAGAAAGACAGAAUGAAAAAAAUUGAGAUAAAAAGAGAAAGAGAGGGAGGGAGAGAGAGAGAGUGAGAAAGAGAGAGAGAAAGAAGGAAGGAAAGGAAAAGAGAAGGGGAGAGAUUGCGUGCGCGUGAGCACUGACAUACACACAUAUAUACGAAAAAAAAAAAAAGGAGAAAAACACACAUGUACAGAAGCAAGGCUCGGAGACACACUUAGGAAUCCUAUUGUCGUGUAUUUGACCUUCGAAAGGCACACAUACAAAUACAAUCGCACGAAGAAAAAGAGAGAAAGAUAUUGCGUACAUAUGUGUACGAGAGAAAGAGAGAGAGAAAGAGAGAGAGAGAGAGAGAGAGAGAAAGAGACAGAGUCAUGUAUGAGUUUGUGCGCACGCGCACGUAUACUGGAUGGUUGCGUAAAUGGGCGGUUUGACUAUACGUCUCUUACUCGUAGUUAUGUACCUAUUAGCUACACCGCGAAAGUCAUGUCGAACGUAGGUACGCACGUCACGCGCGAGGAAGCUCGAAUUUGCCGCCACUGCCGCCGUCUCUCGUCGCUAAAUUUCGAUCCUACGUCGUCCCUCGAUCAUAACGCUGAAAAUGCGCCCCGACUCAGCGAAAAUUCGACGACUCAGAUUUUUAAUCGCCGCUAAAAUAUUUCUAAAUGUAUUCUAAUUAUGGGCCUGGCAAUAUUGGUCGAUUUUUUCGAACGAUCGAAAAUCGAUACUCUCGUACGAUUCGUCGAAUCGAUAAGGAAUCGUACAAAAUUGUUUUCGUGAAAUUUUAUUAAAGAGCGCGUAAACAAAACUACAAAAGAAAGAAAGAAAGAAAGAAAGAAAGAAAGAAGAACAAAGAAAGGACAGAAUGUCUUUUGACUUACUUUAUUUUUCUUAAUAUUCUUGUCAAAUCAUCGCCGUAGAUUUUCAUUCUUUAAAUAAUCUUCAAAUAGAUUUAGCGCUGAUAAGAUAAAAAGAAAAGAAAAAAAAAAGAAAAAGAAAAAGAGAUUAUCGAAUUUUCGAAACAAAAAAAAAAGGAAGAAAGAAAAAAAUCGACUCUCGAAUAAUUUUAAGUCGAGUAUUUCGAGGAACUCGUAUUAAUGCCGGCUCGUAUAAUUCUACUAACUACUCGAUGUUUAUUAAAUGUCUCGCAUGUUUCCCGAUUAAAAAAAAAAAAAAUCAUUAUAAUCCUUAUUCCUUUUUCCUAACCCACACUCCCGCACUCUUUCCCAUCGUUUUUCCUCGAUAUUUCCUGAUGUGCUCUCUGUAAAGAAAAAAAAAAAGAAAAAAAAAGAAAAAAAAAAGAAAAAGAACAAAACAAAGAAAAAAAAAGGAACAAGAGAAAGAAGAGAAGAAAGAGAGACGAAAUAGAGCAGGGCACUCGUCGAAGAAACGAAUUUGCCUCUCUACUUUCUCAGAAAUAUUAUUAAAACUAUUUAACGAAAUGACAGCGAGUAUAAGCUCUCUUCUUUUUUUUUUUUGGGUGAUAGAGAAAUGAGGGGGAGAAAAAAAAACGAAAAAAAGAAAAAGAAAAAAAGAAAAGAAAAGAGAAAGAAAGGAAAGCAAGUAAGAAAUUUACUACUCGAACUAAACUAUUUAUAACGAAUUUAUCGCUCGCUAAUCUUUAAAUCUUACGAAAUUGUAAAGCGAAUUAAUUAAUUUAAUGAAAAAUCGUCGGUACCUACUACGGCUAAAUAGUCAUGUAAUCCGAUAAUCGUAUUUCGUGAAUGUUGUUUCAAUGGAGGAACAGGGUUGGCUAGGGUUGCAUACAUAUACGCGGAAAAUACGUAUGAACAGUGAAAAGAAUGCAUUGGGUAGUAAACAGACAACCCGAAUAUACCGCGGACACGUAUGCACGCACACAUACAUACUUUUUUCGCUAUCGAUGUAUGCACACUGGGAAUAGUUUAAUUUCCAUGCUGCAUUUAAGAUCCAAUUAAUAACGAUAACGAUAACGAUAACGAUAUACAUACAUACCUAUCUCUUUUUCCAUUUUGCGCGGGAAAUUCUCUAUAAUUCGUACGAAUAACGAAUGAACGAACGUUCGAAUGGCAAUGAGAGAAAAUCUAAGGGUGGACUGAUUUUCCCGCGAAUCUUUUGAUUUCUCUUUCGAUUCGAAUUUCCCCAAAUCCAUUUUCCCCUUUUCCUCUUUCCCUUUCCCCACUUCCUCCCCUUCCCCACCUCCUUAUUUCUCUUAUCUCGUCGUCAGUCCACCCACCAACCCACGAUCCCGAUAAUACCCACGGACCUCUUAAAUGGAUUCCGAAGGAUUCCGAACACAGUUUCGAGUUCACUGUAAAUACCUCUAGCGAAUAAAGGAUAGUGGUGCGCCGAGUGAGUUGAUUUGUGCAGAUUCUAUUAUUUCCUACGACGAUUUACGGCAUUAUUUUUCAACGGAAAAAUAAAAAAAAAAAAAAAUAAAAAGCGAAAAAAUAUACGUGUUGAAAAGAAA
Molecule: messenger RNA, 5998 nt
Organism: Vespa crabro (European hornet)
Lineage: Eukaryota; Metazoa; Arthropoda; Insecta; Hymenoptera; Vespidae
Product: tyrosine-protein kinase Drl
Exons: 9
Coding region: 573-2315 (580 amino acids)
Biological process (GO): protein phosphorylation; cell surface receptor protein tyrosine kinase signaling pathway; axonogenesis
Cellular component (GO): signaling receptor complex
Molecular function (GO): ATP binding; protein tyrosine kinase activity
Source: RefSeq, a predicted model, not a curated record